AUGAAUUCUUCCCAGGUACCAAAAGCCCGGGGAGCUGGCAGGUCGGGCCCGCGUCGACGGACAGGGUGCCUAACAUGCAGGGCCCGUAAGGUACGGUGCGACGAAGGGAAACCAAGUUGCUCCAAUUGCGAUCGAUUACGUCUACAAUGUCUCUAUAGACCCCCUAUCAGCCCUCGUGUGGGGUCGGGGUCAUCACCAACUCGCCCAUCCAACAAUACAACUGCAUCGCCGAAUAUCACAGAAGGCCCAGGGAGUUCAGGCUCCUCCGCUGCAGCCGCAACUGCAUCCCGGUCUCCCGGCAUCAACUACUUUAGUACCGUGCUCCGUGUAGACGGCCACCACAGAAUAUCAACGCCGACAACAACACUUCGGCAGCUCCCUACAGAGCAGGACUCUUAUCUUUCCGAGUUUGACAUGCUUGGAUUUAUGGGCGGGAUUACUUCUGAGCUGGAACAGAAACACCUGGACUUGACAUCCGGACGCGCGAUGGCUUUCACCGCUAGCCCGGCGUCGCAGUCGCUACCCGCGACACUCAUACCAGGCAUGGAUGAAGGGUACUUUUCAGCAGAGCGCAGAAUUCCACUUACUCCAGAUACCUCACCUUCACUUAUUGAUGGAACCUCGAUUGAUGGCGCCUCAGAAGUGCCAUCUACGCGGGGCUUGUCUGACGCAGGCGCUACGUCGUAUGAGGACCAGUUGCUACAGCACUUUCUGACUAUUGACCCACCGGCUGCUCUUUUUGCGCCAGCAAACAUCGAGUGGAAGUAUAUGCGGCCAGCACUGCUGGCUCAUGCACGAGAUUCUAGUCCGCUUUUGAAUGCUUUAUACUGCUAUGCAGAUGUCCAUAAAGCGAUGAUGGAAGGGAAAAAUUGGCGCUGGGCGCCGACUUUUUAUAGACUGUCCAGUUCGGAGAUCCAAGCUUGUAUCCAUGGCGAGGUGACUGAAUCCACGCUCGUCAAAGUUUUUGGUGCUGUUUUUCUCUUAAUGAUAUCCGAGAUCCUCUCAUCUCCCGAAAUAUGUACCGGAACUUCUUACAUUCACUCCGGAUACCUUAUUCUCCAACGAUUCCAUAAUCGUACCCGACAUUGGACUGGCCUCGGUCAUCUCCUUGUGUCAUGGGUCUCGCUGCUAGAUGUCAAGUCCCUGAUUGCAGGCCGAGAUGGCGAUCCUCUCACUGAGCUCGGCAACAUCCCGGAACAUAGCAUACCACUGAAACCACUAGAUGCACAAAAUUCCCAAACACCCCAUUCGAAAGCGGCAACAGACAACUACAAAGAAGACAGCAUCGAAGACCCAUUCCUCAGUCCCAACCACCUCGUCUACGAAUCAAUCGUAGGCCCAGCAUUCCGAUUCUUCGUACAAGCCCAACAAGUCGUCCGACGUAUAGUCUGCAUCGAUCUCCACCACCGCAGCCGCGGAACCCUAACCGACGAGUUUGAAGUACUCCAGCUCGCCCACAAAGUCGGCGCAGACCUCGAAACACUCUGGCACCGACGUCCCUCAGUAAUAGACGUCUACGGACGACCAGAAGCCCUAACUGAUAUCCUGCGUGUGCCUGUGGCAUCGGAAAUCUGUCGCACAUUCCGACAAUACGUGGCCAACUUCUUAGCAAACUUUAUCUACUUGCACCGCGUUGCAUUUGCAAUCUAUCCUCGCACAGACCGCGUCAACGGCGCUGUCGAUCAAAUCAUUCAACUGGCUACCGUUGACUCUACCGGGAAGGACAAUCUGCCUGUUAGCUUCCUAUGGCCGUUGUUCGUUGCUGGCCUUGAGGGUACGGACGACCAGCGCAAGUGGAUUAUCCACGAGAUUCAGCGUAUGGCUGCUACCCAUGAAGCUGACUCGGCACCUUCGGUCACUCGCCACCCGGCCGCUGAUAGGGUCCUCGUGCUUGUGGAGGAGAUGACUCGGCGGCAGGAUGUGUCACGCACGUGGGCAGACUCGAAAUGUGUGAGACGGGAAUUGUUUUCGGACUUUUUCGUCAUGAUUUGA
Messenger RNA from Penicillium egyptiacum, 1992 nucleotides. Lineage: Eukaryota; Fungi; Ascomycota; Eurotiomycetes; Eurotiales; Aspergillaceae. The record is from the annotation of a GenBank genome assembly.